This is a messenger RNA of Sapajus apella (tufted capuchin), 3742 nucleotides long. RefSeq names its product adenylate cyclase 4 (gene ADCY4). Gene Ontology annotation, biological process: intracellular signal transduction; adenylate cyclase-inhibiting G protein-coupled receptor signaling pathway; cAMP biosynthetic process. Gene Ontology annotation, cellular component: plasma membrane. The transcript has 25 exons. Gene Ontology annotation, molecular function: adenylate cyclase activity. Bases 445 to 3678 code for a protein of 1077 amino acids. The record is from RefSeq and is a predicted model, not a curated record. NCBI's taxonomy places the organism in Eukaryota, Metazoa, Chordata, Mammalia, Primates, Cebidae.
AAGCUCCUGUCGCCCGGGGACUCCGAGCCAGAGCGCAGCGGCGAGCAUGACUCCGCCACCAGGGCCCUGGCUCUCUCCCCCGGCCCAGCUCACUUCGCUGCGCCAGCGCCGCGGGCAGUGAGUUCGGGGGACAGGGGAACCCGGGGCUCCCUCGCACCAACCCCAAGUCCUGCCCCCUGGCGAUGAGGCUUUGCUAGGGCACCUCCACACUCCGGGUAUGAGGGAGGAGGAAGGGACUGAGGGGUCCCCCCAUCGCCAGCUGGGAACAGGCUGGGAGGCCGACAGGAGGGCCUGAAAAAGGAGAAGGAGUUGCCGCAAGGUUGGGGGCGCAGGGUGAUAGCGGCUUGGAGCUCGUGAGAAAGACCUGGGUGGGGCCCGCCAGGCCAAAGGAGGUAACCCGGAGCCCGGCCCUUGCCAGUCCCGGGGCUCGGGGCGGGAGAGAUCAUGGCCCGCCUCUUCAGCCCCCGGCCGCCCCCCAGCGAAGACCUCUUCUACGAGACCUACUACAGCCUGAGCCAGCAGUACCCGCUGCUGCUGCUGCUGCUGGGGAUCGUGCUCUGCGCGCUCGCGGCGCUGCUCGCCGUGGCCUGGGCCAGCGGCAGGGAGCUGGCCUCAGACCCGACCUUCCUGACCACUGUGCUGUGCGCGCUGGGCGGCUUCUCGCUGCUGCUGGGCCUCGCUUCCCGCGAGCACCGACUGCAGCGCUGGACGCGACCCCUGUCGGGCUUGGUGUGGGCCGCGCUGCUAGCGCUAGGCCACGCCUUCCUGUUCACCGGGGGCGUGGUGAGCGCCUGGGACCAGGUGUCCUAUUUUCUCUUCGUCAUCUUCACGGUGUAUGCCAUGCUGCCCUUGGGCAUGCGAGACGCCGCCGUCGCGGGCCUCGCCUCCUCACUCUCGCAUCUGCUGGUCCUCGGGCUGUAUCUUGGGCCACAGCCGGACUCACGGCCUGCACUGCUGCCGCAGUUGGCAGCAAACGCCGUGCUGUUUCUGUGCGGGAACGUGCUGGGAGUGUACCAUAAGGCGCUGAUGGAGCGCGCCCUGCGGGCCACGUUCCGGGAGGCGCUCAGCUCCCUGCACUCGCGACGGAGGCUGGACACUGAGAAGAAACACCAGGAACACCUUCUUUUGUCCAUCCUUCCUGCCUACCUGGCCCAAGAGAUGAAGGCAGAGAUCAUGGCACGGCUGCAGGCAGGACAGGGGUCACGGCCAGAGAGCACCAACAAUUUCCACAGCCUCUAUGUCAAGAGGCACCAGGGAGUCAGCGUGCUGUAUGCUGACAUCGUGGGCUUCACACGGCUGGCCAGCGAGUGUUCCCCUAAGGAGCUGGUGCUCAUGCUCAAUGAGCUUUUUGGCAAGUUCGACCAGAUUGCCAAGGAGCAUGAAUGUAUGCGGAUCAAGAUCCUGGGGGACUGUUACUACUGUGUCUCUGGACUGCCACUCUCACUGCCAGACCAUGCCAUCAACUGCGUGCGCAUGGGGCUGGACAUGUGCCGGGCCAUCAGGAAACUUCGGGCAGCCACCGGCGUGGACAUCAACAUGCGUGUGGGUGUGCACUCAGGCAGCGUACUCUGCGGAGUCAUCGGGCUGCAGAAGUGGCAGUAUGAUGUUUGGUCCCAUGAUGUCACACUGGCUAACCACAUGGAGGCAGGCGGUGUACCAGGGCGAGUGCACAUCACAGGGGCUACCCUGGCCCUGUUGGCAGGGGCUUAUGCUGUGGAGGACGCAGGCAUGGAACAUCGGGACCCCUACCUUCGGGAGCUAGGGGAGCCUACCUACCUGGUCAUCGAUCCACGGGCAGAGGAGGAGGAUGAGAAGGGCACUGCACGGGGCUUGCUGUCUUCGCUCGAGGGCCCCAAGAUGCGUCCAUCAGUGCUGAUGACCCGCUACCUGGAGUCCUGGGGCGCAGCCAAGCCUUUUGCCCACCUGAGCCACGUCGAGAGCCUGGUGUCCACCUCCACCCCUCUCCCGGAGAAGGCCCUGGCUUCCUUCAGCCCCCAGUGGAGCCUGGAUCGGAGCCGUACUCCCCGGGGACUAGAUGAUGAACUUGACACCGGGGAUGCCAAGUUCUUCCAGGUCAUUGAGCAGCUCAACUCACAGAAACAGUGGAAGCAGUCAAAGGACUUCAACCCACUGACACUGUACUUCAGAGAGAAGGAGAUGGAGAAAGAGUACCGACUCUCUGCACUCCCCGCCUUCAAAUACUAUGAAGCCUGCACCUUCCUGGUUUUUCUCUCCAACUUCAUCAUCCAGAUGCUAGUGACAAACAGGCCCCCGGCUCUGGCCAUCACCUAUAGCAUCACCUUCCUCCUCUUCCUCCUCCUCCUUUUUGUCUGCUUCUCAGAGGACCUGAUGAGGUGUGUCCUGAAAGGCCCCAAGAUGCUGCACUGGCUGCCUGCACUGUCUGGCCUUGUGGCCACACGACCAGGACUGAGAAUAGCCUUGGGCACCGCCACCAUCCUCCUUGUCUUUGGCAUGGCCAUUACCAGCCUGUUCUUCUUCCCAGCAUCAUCAGACUGCCCUUUCCAAGCUCUCAAUGUGUCCUCCAUGACUUCCAACCUCUCCUGGGAGCUCCCUGGGUCUCUGCCUCUCAUCAGUCUCCCAUACUCCAUGCACUGCUGCGUGCUGGGCUUCCUCUCCUGCUCCCUCUUUCUGCACAUGAGCUUCGAGCUGAAGCUGCUGCUGCUCCUGCUGUGGCUGGUGGCCUCCUGCUCCCUCUUCCUGCACUCCCAUGCCUGGCUGUCUGACUGCCUCAUCGCCUGCCUCUAUCUGGGCCCCUUGGACUCCAGGCCAGGAGUGCUGAAGGAGCCCAAACUGAUGGGUGCUAUCUCCUUCUUCAUCUUCUUCUUCACCCUCCUUGUCCUGGCUCGUCAGAAUGAGUACUACUGCCGCCUGGACUUCCUGUGGAAGAAGAAGCUGAGGCAGGAGCGGGAGGAGACAGAGACGAUGGAGAAUCUGACUCGGCUGCUCUUGGAGAAUGUGCUCCCUGCACACGUGGCCCCCCAGUUCAUUGGCCAGAACCGGCGCAACGAGGAUCUCUACCACCAGUCCUACGAAUGUGUUUGUGUCCUCUUCGCCUCAGUCCCGGACUUCAAGGAGUUCUACUCUGAAUCUGACAUCAAUCAUGAGGGCCUAGAGUGUCUGAGGCUGCUCAACGAGAUAAUUGCUGAUUUUGAUGAGCUGCUCUCCAAGCCCAAGUUCAGUGGGGUGGAGAAGAUCAAAACCAUCGGCAGCACCUACAUGGCAGCCACAGGCUUAAAUGCCACCUCUGGACCGGAUGCACAACAGGAUGCUGAGCGGAGCUGCAGCCACCUUGGCACUAUGGUAGAGUUUGCCGUGGCCCUGGGGUCUAAGCUGGAUGUCAUCAACAAGCACUCAUUCAACAACUUCCGCCUGCGUGUGGGGUUGAACCAUGGGCCAGUAGUAGCUGGAGUGAUUGGAGCCCAGAAGCCGCAAUAUGACAUUUGGGGCAACACAGUGAAUGUGGCCAGCCGCAUGGAGAGCACAGGAGUCCUUGGCAAAAUCCAAGUGACUGAGGAGACAGCCUGGGCCCUACAGUCCCUGGGCUACACCUGCUACAGCCGGGGUGUCAUCAAGGUGAAAGGCAAAGGGCAGCUCUGCACCUACUUUCUGAACACAGACUUGACACGAACUGGACCUCCUUCAGCCACCCUAGGCUGAGACCCCAUUCCCCUUCUAAGAACCUCAAUAAAGAGAAGACUCUGGGAUGUCUGGAGCCCAUUGA